GGGAGGCGCACGCUCUCAAACACAUCUCCGUGUAGAACAGUCGCCCCGGAGAUACCGAAUAGAAGAGAAACUGGGACCACACAACUCCCACCAUGAAACAAUACUGAAACCGUCACGCUUGCCGGGAGUAUCUUUCCCAGAACCAGACAUUACCUUUUUAUUGUCUCCACCGAGGCUGGUGAGGUUGAAAUAUGGAAACGGCUGCUUCAAGAUGUUUCCUAUUGCUCACUCAGCUCUUGCUCGUCUGUCAAUUAGUGGAACCUGUGCAAGGAUACGGACACCGGGCCCAGGCCGCCCAGCGCAAAUUCGCUGAUGACAUCGACUGGUCCUAUGCGGGGACUCUAAACCAAAACAACUGGGCCAACAAGUACCCAUCAUGCAGCAAUGCUAGACAGUCGCCCAUCAACAUCGAGGAGGAGCUGACACAGGUCAAAGUUCAGUUCCAGAAACUGGAGUUUGAGGGCUGGGAGGAGGCGAUGUCUGAUAUGACCACCAUCAAGAAUGAUGGCAAGACCGUGGCGGUGAACCCAGAGGGGGACUUCUAUGUGAGUGGAGGGGGGCUGAGGGGCAGGUUUAAGGUGGGGAGAAUCAUCUUCCACUGGGGCCUCUGUAAGGCUUCCUCAGAGGGCUCCGAGCACAGUCUCAGUGGGGUCAAGUACCCCCUGGAGAUGCAGAUCUACUGUUAUGAAGCACUUCACUUUGAGUCCAUAGACCAGGCCAUCAAGGACGGGGGCAGGAUCACAGCUCUCUCUGUGCUGUUAGAGACAGGCAUCGAAGACAAUGACAACUACAUGGCCAUUAUCGACGGAGUCAACAGUGUCAGCCGAUUCGGUAAGAGUGGGAUGGUGGGUCCCUUCUCUCUCCGUGGCCUCUUGCCCAACUCAACAGAUAAGUACUUCACCUACAAUGGCUCCCUCACCACCCCACCCUGCACUGAUACCGUGGAGUGGAUUGUCUUCAAGAACACUGUGGCCAUCUCCGACACGCAGCUGGAGAUGUUCUGUGAGGUGAUGACCAUGCAUCAGGCAGGCUAUGUGAUGUUGAUGGACUACCUGCAGAACAACUUCAGGGAGCAGCAGCAGCAGUUCAUGGGACAGGUCUUCUCCUCCUAUACCGGCACGGAGGAGGUCCUCACUCCCAUCUGUAGUUCAGAGCCGGAGAAUGUGCAGGCGGACCCCCAUAACCUGACCAGCCUGCUGGUGAUGUGGGAGCGGCCGAGGGCGGUGUACGACGCCGUGAUAGAGAAGUACUCAGUCACCUACAGGCCUGCCCAAGGAGAGGACUCUGCAACCUUCCAGUACCUGACUGACGGAGACCAGGAUGUGGGGGCCAUGCUGCAGGACCUGAUAGCCAAUACUAGCUAUGUGGUGCAGGUGGUGGCCGUGUGCACCAACGGUCUGUACGGUCAUGUGAGCGAGCAGUUGUCCGUCAACAUGCCCUUCGAAGACCCCGAGGCAACACCUUAUCCAGAUUCUACUGAAUUUGAAGGGGCAGAGGACUAUGGACCCUGGGCUAAACCAGGUGAAGAACUGGACAAUGACAUGGACUGGACAACCCAAAGCACUACGAGAACCAGGCCCACUUCAACCACUGGCCCACCCAGCCUCCCCUUGCCUGCUAUCAGAACCACCACCCCAUUUGUCCAGAGGAGAACCUCCACACCAGGCACUCCAUCCAGGACCACUCAACCCAACCGAGCACAGACUUCCACAGAGCAGAGUGAGAGGUAUCGCAGUACAACCAGAGCACCAGCAGAGGGUGCUGUCUCAGCAGGCAGCAGAGGCAAGGGAAGAACCCAGAAGUAUACCACUACAGUGACCACUCCGCAAUCACGCACUGAUGUCAUCAACACUUCAUCAACCAAGACCGAGAAGGGCAGAGGGGUGGCGUAUCCUGUGACCGUCCCAAGCGGAAAAGCAGCGGUGUUUCCAUGGCCACUCCACUCCCGGAAAGCCGGACCAUGGCCACUUCCGCCUCCUCCCUCUCUCAGGAAGAACCACAAUGGCCUACAAGUCCCAGCAUGCCCUUGUUUUCAUCCACUGCCUCCUCCUUCGCCGGGGCACUCUUGCAGACCACACAGCCGGUGUUCAACGCCUUCUCUUCUCCUCUCUAGUGACUUCUAUCUGUUCGGGGCCACCCCAGGCCUUACUGACUCUGUAUCUGGUGGGCUGGGGGACUCUAGUUACGCUACAGGCCGUGUAGUAGAGUCUUGUCUGGUGGGUGUUGUCGUCGGUGGUGGUGGUGAUGUUGGAUUCACGGUAGCUAGCGAUGGCGUGGAGUCGUUGUGUUUCCAUAGUGACCUGCUCGUUUCUGUUACAGCCACACCGUCCAGCUCCAAGGACCACUGGGUUUCGGCCCUCCAAACCUCAGCCCCCUCCUCUUCCUACUCGGCCUCCCCCCUCACCCCCACCCUCCCCCCUGAACUGCAGACGAUGAGGAGUGGGACAGGGUUCAGAGUUCAGCCUCGGGGGGAGGGCGCGCUCCCUUAUAUCCCCACCUUCACACCCACACUCACCUCUGAAGCCGCCGCCACUCCCAACAUCGACACAGAAGAACUCUCCUCAUCGUUCUACUUUGAGAGCGAGAAGGGCAGUGCCGUCACCAACGAUACAGUGGGCAGCACGGCAACAGUAUCUGGGGUGACCGCGGCGGCGCCCUGGUCGCUAGGUGGGGAGGUGGAGAGUGGCUCGGGGCAGGGCGAGAGCCUGUACGACAACGAGACGUCAUCAGACUUCACUAUCACCGAGCGCACAGAGAGAGACUCUGAGGAGGAGGAGGAGGAGGAGCCAGUUGCAGAGGCCAGUAACAGCAGCCAUGAGUCCAGGGUGGGUCUGGCCAGGGAGAGAGAGAGGAGGGCCAUGGUCCCUCUGGCAGUGAUCUCCACCCUCACCUUCCUGGGACUCAUCGUCCUGGUGGGAAUCCUCAUCUACUGGAGGAAGUGUUUCCAGAUUGCCCAUUUCUACAUAGAGGACAACACAUCCCCCAGAGUCAUAUCUGUUUCACCCACAUCCAUGCGUACAGAUACAGAUAAACAAGAAGCCCUUCCAGUGAAGCAGUUUGUCAAGCACGUGACGGAGCUCCACCACACCAAUGCAUUCUCCAGAGAGUUUGAGAUAUUGAAAGAGUGUUAUGAGGAGGUGCAGGCGUGCCCGGUGGACCUGGGUAUCACCACAGACGGCUCCAACCAUCCAGACAACAAGAACAAGAACCGAUACAUUAAUAUCCUGGCCUAUGACCACAGCCGAGUAAGACUCUCAACCCAGGCUGACAAAGAUGGGAAGAGUGGAGAUUACAUUAACGCAAACUACGUUGACGGUUUCAACAAGUCCAGGGCCUACAUCGCAGCCCAGGGCCCUCUCAAGUCCAGCACCGUGGACUUCUGGAGGAUGGUGUGGGAACAGAACGUGGGCGUCAUCAUUAUGAUUACCAACUUGGUAGAGAAGGGACGGAGGAAGUGUGACCAGUACUGGCCCCUGGAUAGCCAGGAAGAGUUCGGUGAUUUCCUGGUGACGGUGAAGAGCAGUAAGGUUCUGGCCCACUACACCCAGAGAACCUUCACCCUCAGGAACACCAAGGUCAAAAAGGUUUCUCUGAAAGGGCGGAUUAACGAGCGGACCGUGACCCAGUACCACUACACUCAGUGGCCGGACAUGGGCGUGCCCGAGUACACUCUGCCCGUGCUCACCUUCGUCCAGAAGUCCUCCAAAGCCAGGACAGAUGACAUGGGGCCUAUCGUAGUGCACUGCAGUGCAGGGGUUGGCAGGACUGGAACCUACAUAGUGUUGGAUAGUAUGCUGAAGCAGAUCAAAGAAGAGGGCACGGUCAACAUCAUGGGCUUCCUCAAACACAUCCGCACACAGAGGAACUACCUGGUACAGACAGAGGAGCAGUAUGUGUUCAUCCACGAUGCUCUAGUGGAGGCCAUCUUGGGCAAGGAGACGGAGGUUUCCUCCAGUCGCAUCCACAGCUACGUCAACGACCUCCUGACCCCAGGGCCCUCCGGAAGGACACAGCUAGAAAAACAGUUUAAGCUGAUAUCCUCGUCCAAUGCCAUACAGUGUGACUACUCAGCAGGCCUGAAAGAGUGCAACAGAGAGAAGAACAGAAACUCCUCUUUGAUACCCGAUGAAAGGUCACGGGUUUGUCUGUCCACAGUGGCUGGAGAAACUACAUCAGACUACAUCAACGCCUCAUACCUCACGGGGUACCGGCAGAGCACUGAGUUCAUCGUGACCCAAAACCCGCUGGCCGGCACAGUGACAGACUUCUGGAGGAUGAUCUGGGAUCACAACGCUCAGGUCAUAGUCACACUGCCGGGAACACCAAGCCUGGCAGAGGGGGAAGAGCCAUACGUGUACUGGCCCCGCAAGGAGCAGCCAAUCAGCUAUGAGGCGUUCACAGUGACCCUGCAGAGCGAGAACCACAUGUGUCUGGCCAACGAGGAGAUGCUGGUGGUGCAGCACUACGUCCUGGAGGCUACACAGGAUGACUAUGUUCUGGAAGUGAGGCACUACCGGGCGCCUCACUGGCCCAACCCGGACAGCCCCAUCAGCAGCACCUUUGAGCUGCUCAGUCUGGUGAAGGAGGAGAGCUCCUCCAAGGAGGGCCCCACAGUGGUCCACGACCAGGUUGGCGGUGUUACUGCGGGAACCUUCUGUGCCCUGUCUACUCUGGUGCACCAACUAGAGGCGGAGAGCUCUGUGGACGUGUACCAGGUGGCCAAGAUGUUCAACCUCAUGAGGCCCAGGACCUUCACUGAUGUUGAGCAGUAUCAGUUCCUAUACACAGCCAUGCUGAGUCUGGUGGGCACACAGGAGGACGAGAGGAUGCUCCAGUCCUCAGACAACAAUGGAACAGUCCCAGGGGGCACCGCCAGCACAGCAGAGAGCCUUGAGUGCCUGGUGUAAACCAUUUACAUUUUAGUCACUUAGCAGAAUAGGAGCAAUUAGGGUUAAGUGCCUUGCUCAAGGGCACAUGGACAGAUUUGGUCACCCUGUCGGCUCGGGGAUUUGAACCAGAUACCUUUUGGUUACUGGCCCAACGCUCUUAACAGCUAGGCUACCUGCCGCCCUAUGGCAACAGGGCCCCUAACUUGUCAGUAUGUAUUCUCGCCUAUCUCACAGCUUUUAAAAACUGCAGCUUUGCCUGUUUACCGUCUGUUCUCCGUCUUUGAAUGCAUUUUCCAGACCGCUGGACAUGAUACCCUAUGACCUUGUAAUGUGUGCCUUUGUAUAUUCAUCUUGUAGCCUACUUGUAAUGGCUCUCAUACAAUUGAAGUCAACUUUUCUGAUGUUUUGUUGAUACUACUGUCUUGAGAUAUUUGCUUUACUCUGUUUCAUAUUUAUUUUCAGUAAGCAAAAAGGGAACAUGCUACUUUUUACGUUCAACAGGUUUUGUUAGCCUAUUUUUUGUUGAGUCAAUGCAUUGAGCAACUAAUUAUUCCGUCUAACAUUGAAUAUGCUAUUUUGUUUGUAGCAACAGUGAGCUUUUGAAGUCAAAUGCAUAAUGGUAUGAAAUAAUACAUCUAAUAUGUAAAUAAUAUUAUAGCAACCAAGUCAAUGGACCAAAUUUCUAUUUAUACUUCUAGAUUUUUAUAUUUUACUACAAUUUUUGUCAAUUUUUUAUGUAUGGCUGCAUUCUAAAAAUAACUUAGUCAAAACAUUUUUUAUGUUUUAAUAUUAGUGUUCUGUAACGUACUAAAUAUGAAGCAUGGGAUAUUGACACUUUAGCUGUACAUUAAACAUUGCUAGAGGAUUAGACAGGAUUAAACAAGUGAAAUAAAAU
Molecule: messenger RNA, 5784 nt
Organism: Oncorhynchus gorbuscha (pink salmon)
Lineage: Eukaryota; Metazoa; Chordata; Actinopteri; Salmoniformes; Salmonidae
Product: receptor-type tyrosine-protein phosphatase zeta-like
Exons: 33
Coding region: 192-4907 (1571 amino acids)
Biological process (GO): peptidyl-tyrosine dephosphorylation
Molecular function (GO): protein binding; protein tyrosine phosphatase activity
Source: RefSeq, a predicted model, not a curated record